Molecule: messenger RNA, 6273 nt
Organism: Rattus norvegicus (Norway rat)
Lineage: Eukaryota; Metazoa; Chordata; Mammalia; Rodentia; Muridae
Gene: Arhgap28
Product: Rho GTPase activating protein 28
Biological process (GO): signal transduction
Molecular function (GO): GTPase activator activity
Source: RefSeq, a predicted model, not a curated record
ACCACUUAGCUACAGCUCUGGUCUACAUUUUUUGAGAGGAAAUAACUUUUAAAAAUCUAGCUAUUACUGUCUGAUAAGUCAGUAACAAUAGACAGGAAGUUAAGCAUCAUGCUGUAAUUACAGGAUGAUUGUGUGUUCCUGUGUGUGUGUGUGUGCAUGUUGUGUGAGUGUAUGUAUGUGUGAUUUGCAUGUGAGUGUGUGUGUAUGUGUUGUGUAAGUGUAUGUAUAUGUGUAUGUGUGUGUAUAUGUGCAUGUGUGUGAAUGUGCACUUGUAUGUUGUGAGCAUAUAUGUAUGUAUGUGAGUGUAUGUGUGCAUGUGUGUGUGUUGUGUGAGUGUAUAUGUGUGUAUAUGUGCAUGUGUGUGAAUGUGUGCUUGUGUGUGUUGUGAGCAUAUAUGUGUGUAUGCAUAUGUGUUUGUGUGUUGUGUAAGCAUGUGUGUGUGUGUGUGUGUGUGUGUGUGUCUGUGUCUAUGUCUGUGUCGCUGGGGAUGGAACCCAGAGCUUUCUGCAUGCCAAGCCUGGUUUUCCAGUCUGACCUUAGAUGAGCCUAAGCAUGAGGUCUUUUGCAUUCCCUCUUCACACUUCUCACGGUGGCUUUGCAGAGUGCCCGCUAUUAGUCCCAUGAAUUCAGGUGGAAAACAAUUGAGGUCCAGAAGAGACUGAAUUGUGUCAGGGCUUUAGAAGCUUUCAGUGGCAAAGCCCUCUGCAAUCAGACCCCUACCUUCUGACCAUAGGCACAGUUUGUGUCUGCAUUAUGGCUCCGCACAUAUUGAAUUAAUCAGCCACAAAUUCUUUCCCUUCUACAUUUCACAUUAAAAGUCUGAAAAGAGACACGCUUCUAUAUCACAAGACAUCCAGCUUUUGCCUCUGACUCUUACAGAACUUCUAAUGGAGCCCGUGUCUACUUAGGGGAAGCAUGGCUCUAGAUCUCAGCCUUUGCCCACUGCCACGCUUCUCCAGAUCGGCCUUCCGACUGCUAAUUGCACUUUGAAAGUAAGUCUUCCUUGGGGAAAUGGAUGGAAGUUUGAGCUGAGACACAAACAGGAAGACAGUGAGGCAGCGUUUGUCUGGCAAGCACAACCUCCUUAAAUAGCUGAAGCAAGAAUCAGUCGUCCACAGAGCCCAGAGACACCACUGUCCUUUGUUCCUAGGCCACAGGGUCCAGCCCUGCUGGUUCUGUGGGCACAGGGCAGCACUUGGUGGCGUGUGGUGAAGGCUGGCUGGAGAUGGCUUCUCUGCCUCCAGGUCAUGAGGGCACAGCAUGGUAGAGCUGGACCCUGCCUCUCUCAGAGUGCUGUCCAAGAGAUUUUGCCCUGCUGACCGAAAAUCCAUUCCUCGCUGCCGGAGAAUCAACAGGAUGCUCUCCAAUGAAUCCCUCCAUCCCCCCACCUUUAGUCGCUCCAACUCUCAAGCCUCUGUCGACAGCAGCACAUCUGUGGAGGAGUUCUGGAAGGAAAUCUCGAGUAUCAAAGAGAGCAGCAUAGGGGGACAGGAGGAGCAGUCGCCCACUGCCCCCACUGAGGUCAAACCUGUGGAUGAAGGAGAACUUGAAGCAGAGUGGCUACAAGAUGUGGGAUUGUCGACCCUGAUCUCCGGUGACGAAGAGGAAGACGGUAAAGCCCUCCUGUCCACGUUGACUCGGACACAAGCAGCUGCAGUGAAGAAGAGAUACAACACGUACACCCAGACUCUGAGGAAAAAGAACAAGCAAGCCAUCAGGGAUGUCAGAGACGUCUUUGGAGUCAGCGAAUCUCCUCCUAGUGAUUCUUGUGAGCACGCUACUCAGUUGGACAGUACCAAGGAAGAGAAGGAUCUGCCAGGCGUUACCAAGACAAGCAGACCUCUGCCAGACGAUGCUUCUCUCAAUAGUACUACCCUAUCCAACGGUGCCCAGGAUGAAGAAGGUGGUUUUGUGGCCCUCCAGAGUGGUUCCGUGUCAAUACUUGAGGCUAUCCCAGAUAUUCCCGUUCAUACCAAUGGAUCUGCAGACACUGAGCAGUCGGUUCAGCGUGGGCUGAGUGAUGAUGAUUAUCUAGAGAAGAACAUUCCACCAGAGGCUGAAGAGCUAUCCUUUGAGGUGUCUUACUCAGAAGUGGUGACAGAGACCCCAGACAGAAAUAAAUGGAAGAAGUCAGACAUUAAGAAAGAAGACUAUGUCUUACCUAAAUUUAUUGUUCAGAAAACGAGAUUUGGGUUGACCGAGACGGGGGACCUGUCUGCCGAAGACAUGAAGAAAAUCCGCCAUCUUUCUCUGAUUGAGCUGACGGCCUUCUUCGAUGCUUUCCGGAUACAACUGAAGAGAAACAAAACAGAGAGAGUGAGAGGCCGAGACAACGGGAUUUUCGGAGUGCCACUUACAGUCCUCCUGGACAAUGACCGGAAGAAGGACCCUGCCGUGAAAGUUCCCCUUGUGUUACAAAAAUUUUUUCAGAAAGUGGAGGAAUCAGGUCUGGAAUCGGAAGGAAUCUUUCGACUGUCUGGAUGUACUGCCAAAGUCAAGCAGUACCGUGAAGAACUGGAUGCCAGGUUCAACACUGAUAAGUUCAAAUGGGACAAAAUGUGUCACAGAGAAGCCGCGGUCAUGUUGAAAGCAUUCUUCAGAGAACUGCCCACCUCUCUCUUCCCCAUUGAAUAUAUCCCUGCCUUCAUCUCUCUGAUGGAAAGAGGACCUGACAUCAAAGUGCAGUUUCAAGCCUUACACCUCAUGGUCAUGGCCCUGCCUGAUGCCAACAGGGACACAGCCCAGGCUCUGAUGACAUUCUUCAAUAAAGUGAUCGCCAAUGAAUCCAAGAACCGCAUGAGCCUGUGGAACAUUUCCACGGUGAUGGCGCCCAACCUGUUCUUCAGCAGAAGCAAGCACUCCGACUGUGAGGAACUGCUGGUGGCCAACACUGCAGCCCACAUCAUCCGCCUGAUGCUGACGUACCAGAAAAUUCUGUGGAAGGUCCCAUCUUUCUUGAUCACCCAAGUCAGAAGGAUGAAUGAAGCCACCAUGCUGUUGAAGAAGCAGCUCCCAAGUAUGAGGAAGCUACUCAGGAGAAAGACCCUAGAGCGGGAGGUUUCAAACCCCAAGACCUCAAAGGUACCACAAAAAUCACCUUCCUCAAGAAGAAUGUCUGAUGUGCCAGAAGGUGUCAUAAGGGUCCACGCUCCACUUCUGUCCAAAGUGUCCAUGGCCAUUCAGCUCAACAGUCAGACCAAAGCCAAAGAUAUCCUGGCGAAGUUUCAGUAUGAGAACAGCCACGCUUCAUCUGACCGUAUUAAGAUGCAGAACCAAAGGUUAUACGAAGUUGGAGGAAAUAUAGGACAACACUGCUUAGACCCUGAUGCAUAUAUAUUGGAUGUGUAUCAUGUAAAUCCUCAUGCAGAAUGGGUCAUCAAGCCCUAGACACGCCUUUAAAAUAUGCCCAGGAUGGUUCCUGCCUUGUAUUAUAUGCCAAGAAGAUCCCACAUUUGUGGGGGAGAGCACUGCCCUGAAGUAUUUGCUCCUGUAACCCUGGUUCUCCUGGAAGGGUGCUGUUGCCAGCUCCUGCCAUACGAACCACAGAGUGAGGAGCUGGUCCACCCUGAGCUCAACCCUCCUGUCACAGUUUCCCAUAAGAAGGUGGGGCCCAAAGGAAAGGCCAGCGCUACUCACCGAGGAGCUAUCUGUGUAGCAGAAAUAGACUUGGCCCUGCAGCUGGGAAGAGGCUCCACUUCUGAUGUGAAACAUACAAUAUUUAUGCUCUGACUUGCUCCUGAAUUGGAGGAGGGCCAUCAGUGUAAAGACGGCUGAGGAUCAUUUCAUACUGCACAGCACACUCUGAGAACGUGCUCGCACUGUGGUGCAAAGGAAAUUUCCCCAAGCCCUGAGGGUCCAGAUGCUACUUUAUGACUCCAUGUUUCACCGGUACUCAUUGCCAAGCCCCGUUUGGCAAAGGCCAUCUUGUGCAUCGAGAGCUUCCCUGUGGUCCACAGCCAUGGUGUCUUUCUUUUUCCCUCUCAGUUAUGGUGCUCCUUGAAUAAAUUGCCUUUCACGAGUCAGCAUGGAUUUCCUUUAUAGAUCAAAUGCAUUGUCUUUUUUUUUUAACAUUUCACAGCUCUAGCCACAUCUGCAGCCCCCAAACCAAAAAAUACAGAAGUGUGUUUACCCAUAAGCACUGAAAAAUGCCGCUAGACCUAGAAUUUAUAAGUUGCAAAAAUUCCUUGUGCUUUUUGAUCAUUAGCCAGAGAUGCGACCAAGCACUGUGGAUUGGCCCUGUGCUGUGGAAGCUGGAGACCACCUUAUGUCCGCAUCUUGUACACCCAAUGUCUAGAUGUGCAGUGGGAGACAUUCAGUCCUCGUGGUUCUAACAGGAACAAAUCCAAAAUGUCCCGAGGGACAGGACAGCUCCGCCUUUCAUCUCAGAGAUUGGAGUUAGAGUCCUCAUUCAUCCAAGACCAUGGGCCUCAUCUUGGACUCCACAGGCUGAACACUGAUGGACUUAACAGCGGUUACAACAUUUAAGACUGGUGCGGCUGUCGGUCAGUUCGAACAAAGCUGAGUUACAAACCCAGAACUGUUCCCUUACCUACAUACCCUGUGUCCGGAUGUAAUGCAAGGACACUGAACGUGCAUGUGCAGAGAUCUAUGCUGUGCUCUGCCUGAUGCUGAAACAAAACACUUCACUCCCUUGGUUAGAUCAUCUGAUUGUGGAAGCAAAGCACUCUUUAUACCCAGCGGGCAGAUCGUCAUAAUUUCCAACCUUCAGGAGUUUGUUGCACUUUUCUAGAAACCAAAAAAAAAACCAGUUCGUUUGAAAACCCCUGAAGAGCCCACUAUCAACUAAGCCUGUAUGCAGAGGUUUCUGUGUGCCCCAGUGCUUGACCAGUGUCUAGCCUGCCCAGUGGGCCAGGAAGUAGGUUCCACAAGCACAUUAUCAUGUUUCAGUGCAAGCAGUGAGGGAACAUAUCACUUUGUAUGACUGCUGGGUCCGAGGGCAUCACUGGCAGGAAUCCCUGCCCUGGCGUAGGAGCCAUCCUUCUAGAACAUUGUUAUGCUUCCAUGAGUUUCUUUGCAUUAGGGUCUUCCAGUCCUGUCAUAUUUACAUAGGAGAUGCACUCCUUUCAAGAGUUUCCAUUUCAUUUGACUGGAUACACCUUAGGACCUAUGCAUUAGCAGGCAGUGCCACAUGAGGCUGGGCACUUCAGACCCACUUUUGUGUAGCUCCAGUUGCAAAGCCUUAGCGGUAAGUUGGGAUUAUUUAUUUAAGCUUAUUCAGGAGUGUGACAACUUCCAAAUAACUGUGUCCCAUGAAGGACAAUGUUCAUAUCAAGGUCAGUGCUGGCUGUGACUUUUUGUUCUCCGUCUCAUAGUUAUGGACUAGAGAAGUUUUAAUAGACUCGUGAACUAAUGUUUGCGUGGUUAUGGGGUUUCUUUUAUUAAUUGUACCCUGGAAGAAUAAACUUUCAAUUAAAUCUAAGACGCCAGCCACCUAAGUAUUGAAAGAACUUUUGGCCUUUUUAAGAGUUGGUUUACAAAAGUUGAGUAGCCAGACCGUUACAAUGUUUAACAUUGUUAACACUGCCAAAAUGUUAAGCAGUCGUUAAGUAGUAUCAUUCAGGAAAGUACUAAAGGAAAUGACUUGUGGGACACACAUUCAGGAAGACUCCUACAACUGCCUUAGUUCCCAGCAUACCUCCUGAGAGGCCCUUCCUGAGACAGCUCAACUGGGACGUGGUUCUAGCCAGUGCUUGGACAACCUGGAAUGCGGAUUCCUUACGAUGUAUGUGCACUAUAAACUACCUCACCAGCCUUUCUGAGGGAAAGCAAUCAAGUGGACUUUAACUUCUUUUGUUUGUCUGUUCCGCUGUCCCUGGGUCUUACUUCAAGUCACUGCAGUUAGUUCUUAGUGUGUGUUUUCAUCAUAUGUCAUUCACGAUGUAAAUUAGUUUUAGCAAAAGCAUUUAGACAAAAAUACCCUGGAAGUGUGCCCUGCGCUGUGCUCCGAGAGAGUCUGUGUGUGUCCCUGAUGGGUUGCUUGUGUUUCUAACCAUGCAGGGACACAGGUUGUUGGGAACUGGUGUUCAUCUUUUCUGACAGUGUUGCCACGCUGUCUGUGGAUUUUAUUUGACUGAAAACCGAGGAGACGAAAAUGUCUCUUUCUCUAGCAAGUGUGUUUUAACUCUUUUUUCAUGUGUAUGUCUGACUUGCCUGGAAAGACUGUGCGUUAGGGGAUUGAACACUCCUCUUGACAGGCAUUUUCAACUAUUUUCCAUAAAUAUGUCAUUUAAUAAAAAGUAAUAUGACACGGGA